This is a messenger RNA of Euleptes europaea (tarantolino), 2128 nucleotides long. It is a transcript of the gene MTMR6, whose product is annotated as myotubularin related protein 6. Gene Ontology annotation, cellular component: nuclear envelope. The record is from RefSeq and is a predicted model, not a curated record. Gene Ontology annotation, biological process: dephosphorylation. The transcript has 14 exons. The coding region runs from base 72 to 1946 and encodes 624 amino acids. Gene Ontology annotation, molecular function: phosphatidylinositol-3,5-bisphosphate phosphatase activity. NCBI's taxonomy places the organism in Eukaryota, Metazoa, Chordata, Lepidosauria, Squamata, Sphaerodactylidae.
UGGUCCGGAAGUGUCUCCAGGAGACGCCGGGCGGAGCGCGCUGCCUGUCUGGAAGGGGCGGCGGCGGCAUCAUGGAGCACAUCCGUACCACGAAGGUUGAACAGGUGAAAUUGCUGGACAGAUUCAGCACGAGCAGCAAGUCACAAACUGGAACGCUUUACCUUACAGCCACUCAUCUGUUAUUUAUAGAUGCUAACCAGAAAGAGACAUGGAUACUCCACCACCAUAUCGCUGCUGUGGAGAAACUUGCCUUGACAACAUCAGGCUGCCCUUUGGUGAUCCAGUGCAAAAACUUCAGGAUAGUUCAUUUCAUUGUUCCCAGGGAAAGGGACUGCCAUGACAUCUAUAAUUCCUUGCUGCAGCUGUCCAAACCAGCAAGGUUCGAUGAACUUUAUGCCUUCUCGUACAACCCAAAGCAAAGCGAGGUGGAGCGAGUGUGCGGUUGGCAGCUGGUUGACCUUGCGGAAGAGUACAAUCGGAUGGGCGUGCCCAACUCCAACUGGCAAUUGUCGGAUGCAAAUCGUGAUUAUAAGAUCUGUGAAACAUACCCCAGAGAUCUUUAUGUUCCCAGGACUGCGAGCAAGCCCAUCAUUGUUGGCAGCUCUAAGUUCCGAAGCAAAGGGAGGUUUCCUGUGCUGUCGUAUUAUCACAAAGAUAAUGAGGCUGCCAUUUGCAGAUGUAGUCAACCUCUGUCAGGGUUCAGUGCCAGGUGUUUGGAGGAUGAGCACAUGUUGCAAGCGAUCAGCAAAGCCAAUCCUACUAAUCGUUAUAUGUAUGUUGUGGACACCAGACCGAAGCUGAAUGCAAUGGCAAACAGGGCGGCAGGUAAAGGUUACGAAAACGAAGACAACUAUUCUAAUAUUAGAUUCCAGUUUGUUGGUAUUGAAAACAUCCAUGUAAUGAGAUCCAGCCUGCAGAAACUUUUGGAAGUCUGUGGUACCAGAGGGCUUUCAGUCAAUGACUUUCUGUCCGGUUUGGAGAGCUCUGGAUGGCUGCGACACAUCAAAGCCGUGCUGGAGGCAGCUAUCUUCUUAGCCAAAGCCAUAGCUUUUGAGGGUGCGAGUGUGCUCGUCCAUUGUUCCGAUGGCUGGGACCGCACCUCUCAAGUGUGUUCACUGGGCUCUCUGUUGUUGGAUCCCUUCUAUAGAACAAUUAAAGGAUUUAUGGUUUUGGUAGAAAAAGAUUGGAUUGCCUUCGGACACAAGUUUUCAGACAGAUGCGGCCAACUGGACGGAGACCCGAAGGAAAUGUCACCGGUGUUUGCCCAAUUUUUAGAAAGCGUCUGGCAUCUGACAGAGCAGUUUCCACAAGCGUUUGAGUACAAUGAGGCUUUUCUCCUCCAGAUCCACGAGCACGUCCAUUCCUGCCAAUUUGGAAACUUCAUUGGAAACUGCCAAAAAGAGCGAGAGGAACUCAAACUGAAAGAGAAGACUUAUUCCUUGUGGCCUUUCCUCCUGGAUGAACAAAAGAAAUAUCGAAACCCCAUCUACAAUGAGCAUUUUUCUCAAUCCUUUGCAGUUCUGGAGCCUGACACGGUGUCCUUUAAUUUUAAGUUUUGGAGAAACAUGUAUCAUCAGUUUGAUCACACAAUGCAUCCCAGGCAGUCUGUACUCAACCAUGUCAUGAGCAUGAGCGAAGAAAAUAAAAUGUUAGAGAAAGACAUUAAGGAAUUGGAAGCGAAAUUGGGACAUCAUGUAAACAAGGAGGAGACAGAGGCAGCCUUCACCAAGGAACCUUUGCGGUCUGUUCAUCCGGGGUCCCCAGUCCAUAAAACAUCGCAGUGCUUUAAGAAAGAGCCGCCUCUGCUGCUUGCAAAUGACUGCAUCCGAACGAUAGAGGGCUCCAAUGCAGCAGACAACCGGUACAGCGAGUAUAUGGAAGAGCUCUCCAAAGCAGAGCCUGGCGUCGUCAGCCUGGAGUAUGGAGUAGCGAGGAUGACUUGUUAGGCAUCCCAUGGUGCGUGGCUCUCUCUUCCUGUCUGAAGAGAGUCGUGCUCAAGAUGAAGGGCAUUGUAAUAAGAGUGAUCUCUUGGGUGCAUGACCAAAAACUGGCUUGUGUAAUCGGAGAGACGGUCAACGUAGACUUAGAGUAGCACACUAGUUGUUAAAGAAAAUGUUUGCUUUUCCCC